AUGGCCCCCCCGGUUGGCCCGCAAUCAGUUGAGCAACACUAUGGGGUGAGCAACUCUCCUGCCAAGGGAUCCCCUCCCAAGAAUAAGAGUCUGACUGGAAGUGCGAGUGCUAGCGCGGAGAGUGGUGAUAGCGGUGCUAGUGCGAACAUUGAUUCGGCUCACAGCAGCCAGGUCAGCCUUGAGGACCAGCACAUUGCAGCUGCUAUCCACUGA
Penicillium maclennaniae is the source of this 213-nucleotide messenger RNA. RefSeq lists its product as uncharacterized. Bases 1 to 213 code for a protein of 70 amino acids. The record is from RefSeq and is a predicted model, not a curated record. The transcript has a single exon. Lineage: Eukaryota; Fungi; Ascomycota; Eurotiomycetes; Eurotiales; Aspergillaceae.